GGGUAUAAGAGAUGCGCCCAACAUCUAUGUCGACAUCAGUUUUUCACCGGUCGCGUCAAGAGUGUAAUUCUGGAGAAACGAAUUAUAAGAGAUUCAACGACAUGGUUAAAUGGUAUCUGGUUGUGAUUUUAGCUACAAUUGUGGUCGGUGCAUUGGCCUCUUCUGAGCAACAAGGUGAUGAGAUAAUGAACGAAGACCAGAUGCUUUCGAGAAUGAUAAGAUCUGCGGACCCACUCGCAGAUCCUCAUCACCGUCGCAGGGGAUAUCAUGGAGGUGGCCAUGGAUAUUACAGAGGUGGUGGAUACUACAAAGGUGGUGGAUACUACGGUGGGCGCCAUGGAUAUUAUGGAUAAAUCCAUACGAAUCUACGAAUCGAGAAUAGCUAUUUGCUGUUUUAGUAAUGUUGAUGGCCUUUGCAUAAGAAUAAAGGAUUUUUCUCUGGAUGCGAUUCAUAAUGGAUUUAUCAAUCAAAUUAAUAAUGAUGCAUGUAGCAACAGUAGAGAUUUUUCCAACCGUUUUUCACAGAAAGCAAAAUAAUAUAAUCACCACAUUAUGCACAAAUCGCGAAUAAUAUUAUCAAUGCUUCUUAGCAUUCAUUCUGGAAUUUCUCGGUAUUCAUAAGUUGACGUAUCAUCGCCUCGUUUGUUAUUUCACGAAAUACUUCGACUUAUUAUGGUAGAAUAAAUCAGGCGGCUAGAUUCGUUCUUGCCAUUAGAUAGUGAUUCAAAAGAAUAAAAAUAUCAUUCCAUAUUGUUUUUUAUGUGUAAAUAAAGUGGAGAUAAUGAAGUGAAAGAAUAA
This is a messenger RNA of Diachasma alloeum, 798 nucleotides long. RefSeq names its product dormancy-associated protein 2. The transcript is spliced from 3 exons. NCBI's taxonomy places the organism in Eukaryota, Metazoa, Arthropoda, Insecta, Hymenoptera, Braconidae. The record is from RefSeq and is a predicted model, not a curated record. The coding region runs from base 12 to 353 and encodes 113 amino acids.